Molecule: messenger RNA, 4195 nt
Organism: Scylla paramamosain (green mud crab)
Lineage: Eukaryota; Metazoa; Arthropoda; Malacostraca; Decapoda; Portunidae
Exons: 6
Coding region: 1241-1921 (226 amino acids)
Source: RefSeq, a predicted model, not a curated record
GAUUGUAUGGUAUUAGGAUUACUAAAAAUUGCAGAUGGUGGCCCAGACAGAAUCCAGUACACCUGCAGAGCAAAGGAAGGAGGACUAAUUCAGGUGAAAAUGGUCAUAUUCACCAGGGAGUAGAAAAGGAAAGUAUUUCAGGAUGUUCAUGACUCCAGUAGAGGAGGAGCUCACAUGGGCAUCACUAAAACUAUUGCCAAAACUACAGAGAGAUUUUAUUGCAUAGGCAUUAAGAAAGGUGUAGUGAAUUGGACAGGUGAGUGUGACUGAUGUCAGAGUUCUGAAAAGAUGAAAACUGUAGCACCAGUCCUGAAUCCUAUUAAGAGUGAAGGCCCUUGGCAGAUGGUUGAUGUAGAUUUGAUGGGGCCCUAAAAGAAACUCAGUCUGGCAACAAGGACAUCCUUACUUUAACAGACUUACACUCCAGAUUUAUAGAGGCAUUUCCACUGCCUUCAAAAUGUGCUGAUCUGGUAUGUGAUGUAUUGCAGAGUAUUUUCCACUGUUCUGGUCCCCCAGAGAAAACCUUAACUGAUCAGGGAAAGGAAUUCUGUAAUACAUUAAAUGACACUCUUUUCCAUUGUUCAAGUGAAGCACCUUGUAACACUUGCUUGCCACCCCCAAACUAAUGGCCAGGAUGAGAGGACCAACCAGACGCUGAAGGGCUCUUUAACUAAAUUGGUAAAUGAGAAUCAGAAUGACUGGGACAAACACUCGGAGGCUGCUCUGUUUGGUAUAUGAACAUCAAUGCAAGCUUCAAUAAAGUGUUCUCCCUCUUUCUUGAAGUUUGGUAGACAGCCAACACUGUUUGUUGAACAGCACCAAAAUUAUCUUCAUGAAAAAGUUGAUAUUUUAGAAUUCCCAAAUUUGAGCCCCUCAGAUGAGUCAGUGGAAUCAAGAAAGAGUCGCUUGACAGCCAUAAAAGAAAAAGUUGGCAGUCAUGUUGCUAAAGCACAAGCUGAACAAAAGAAAUAAUAUGAAAUGAGGAAAGCUAAAGGACAUAAGUCAUUUGACUUUAAGAUUGGAAUGAAAGUUGUAAAGAAUAAUAAAAAGCAAGGAAGGAAAGGUUCCUGGCUUGAGGAGGACUGGCUUGGGCCUUAUGACACACCCAGCAUCUUAGAUAACUCUGUACAAAUCACCACAAAUGGAAAACUCCUUCAAAAUAAAACUGCAUUAAUUCACAUUAAACUUUAUAAAUCCCUCAGUAGGUACUGCACAGGAGCAUGCACAACUUUGUGGCCAAAUGCUGCUGCCAUCAGCUGCAGGGAGUGCUUCUGCUGUCUCUGUCUUUCCAGAAUCCAUGGCAUCUGGGGAGGAGCCUGGAGAGGACAUUCCCCCAGCCACAGACCAUGCUGGUGUGAGGCAGCAGCCUGAGGUGCUCCUUUGUGAAGGGUCACACCAUAUCACUCCCCUUGAUGUGCUCCUUUGUGAAGGGUCACACCAUAUCACUCCCCUUGAUGUGCUCCUUUGUGAAGGGUCACACCAUAUCACUCCCCUUGAUGUGCUCCUUUGUGAAGGGUCACACCAUAUCACUCCCCUUGAUGUGCUCCUUUGUGAAGGGUCACACCAUAUCACUCCUCUUGAUGUGCUCCUUUGUGAAGGGUCGCACCAUAUCACUCCCCUUGAUGUGCUCCUUUGUGAAGGGUCGCACCAUAUCACUCCCCUUGAUGUGCUCCUUUGUGAAGGGUCGCACCAUAUCACUCCCAUGCCUCUCACCACUGUCAGUAAGGAAUGCAUUUCAGAAUCCUCAGCAUAUGGGGAGAAGCCUGGAGAGGACACUUCCCCAGCCACAGACCAUGCUGGUGUGAGGCCGCAGCCUGAGGUGCUCCUUUGUGAAGGGUCACAGCAUAUCACUCCCCUGCCUCUCACCACUGUUGGGAAGGAAUGCAUUUCAGGUGUCCCCAAUCCCUCCCGCCCUGAGUGAACACACCCCCAGACAAAACCUCUAAGGGGGCCAAGGGGAAGGGAGCAGCCCAGGCCCCUUGCAAUGCUGAGAGAGGUGCAGCCAGCAAGGAGGCAAGUGGCUCAUCUGUCAGUUCUAACCAUGAGGAGCUGGUGUGCGCCUACCACGCCCACAGCCACACCAAUGGAGGGCCAACGACACCCAAGUCUGGCCAGUGUGUGGUGACAAGUAGUGAGGUCACCACUGAAUCUGACACACCUGCUGAGCCUGACCUGGUGUCUUUCUGUGCUGCCCUGGGCAACAACUGAGCCCUGCGAGUCCCUGCCCUCUUCAAGCCAGACGGGGACUACCAGACUGUGGCUGACAUGGUGGGUGGCGGUCGCUCCAGGACAGAGUCAACCACCAGUCACGAGGAAAGUUUGGACGAGGCCAGAAGUGCGUCAUCCCACCACAGGUCACGGGGACAGGAACUGUUGGCCAGGCAGGGUCACCGUCCCUCCCACGGCGACCCGGAUUAUAGCUACGCUCACCCUGUGAAGAAGCAGUGCCUUCCCCCACCCCUCCACUGUCCUCCACUGACAGCAACAGGUGUAUGAGUUAGUGAUAGUGAGGUCACUGACAGACAGACUCGCCAAAUUGUUCAUUAGUAAAAGUUCCGUGGCCACUAAGGUCUAAAGCACUGUUCAGGGGGUGCUGUGAACUUAUCAUUAAACCCAGCUGUGACCUCACUGAACGUUUCCCUUUGUGUCUCACAACACAAGGGGGCAGUCACAGCCUGCCCUCUAAAGACAACUCUCUUCCUCCACACAAAACUACAAGCACCUAAUAACACACACACCCUUCACUCAAAAAAUUUUAAAAUCAUGGCGACUCCUACACCAGCCUCGGAGUCCCCAUCUGGGGAGGGGACCAUAAAUGUCCCCAGGUCGGACUGCCUUUCCGUCGACGACCCUAAGUGUCUUGACACCCCCCUCAACUUUUUCUUCAUUAACUUCUGCAACAUUCGCGGUCUAAGAUCUAAUUUUCAAUCUGUAGAACACCACCUCUCCUCUUCUAAACCUCAUCUUCUUUUCCUCACUGAAACUCAGGUGUCUGAGGCAACUGACAGUAGCCCCUUUUCUGUUCCCUCCUACUUUCUCUAUCCUCAUUUUCGAUCCAAAGCUGGAUGCUGCGUUUAUGUGCGCAAUGACUUAACCUGCUCUCGUGCCCACGCUCUUGAAUCUUCCGAGUUUUCCACCAUCUGGCUACGACUACAGAGUCAUUCUCAUACUAAAUUUAUCUGUGCUGUAUACCUCUCUCCUAACUCCUCUGACUAUAAGAAAUUCUUUGACUACUUAACUUCCAAAGUGGAGCACAUUCUGACCCUCUUCCCUUUUGCAGAGAUCUCCAUUCUUGGAGACUUCAAUGUUCACCACCAGCUUUGGCUUUCCUCUCCCUUCACUGACCAUCCUGGUGAACUAGCCUACAACUUUGCUAUCCUCCAUGACCUAGAGCAAUUGGUGCAACACCCUACUCGUAUUCCUGACCGUCUUCGAGAUACGCCCAACAUCCUUGACCUUUUCCUGACCUCUAAUCCUUCUGCUUAUGCUGUCACCCUUUCUUCUCCGUUGGGCUCCUCCGAUCACAAUCUCAUAUCUUUAUCUUGUCCUAUCACUCCAAUCCCUCCUCAGGAUCCCCCUAAGCGAAGGUGCCUCUGGCGUUUUGCCUCUGCUAGUUGGGGGGACCUGAGGCGCUAUUUUGCUGAUUUUCCUUGGAAUGACUACUGCUUCCGUGUCAGAGACCCGUCUUUGUGUGCUGAGCGCAUAACAGAGGUGAUAGUGUCUGGCAUGGAGGCGUACAUUCCUCACUCUUUUUCUCGUCCUAAACCUUCUAAACCUUGGUUUAACACAGCUUGUUCUCGUGCUAUACAUGAUAGAGAGGUGGCCCACAAAAGGUACUUAAGCCUUCCUUCACCAGAAUCUCAUGCACUUUAUAUUUCUGCCCGGAACCAUGCCAAGUCUGUUCUCCAACUAGCCAAAAACUCCUUCAUUAACAGAAAAUGUCAAAAACUUUCAAGAUCUAACUCCCCUCGUGAUUUCUGGCAUCUAGCCAAAAAUAUCUCCAAUAACUUUGCUUCUUCUUCUUUCCCUCCUCUACUUCAACCAGAUGGCACCACUGCUAUCACAUCUAUUUCUAAAGCUGAACUCUUUGCUCAAACCUUUGCUAAAAACUCUACCUUGGACGAUUCUGGGCUUGUUCCUCCCUCUCCUCCACCCUCUGACUACUUCAUGCCUCGUAUUAAAAUUCUUCGUAAUG